AUGGCCAAUUUGCUGAUUGGUGAUGGUACAAGUUGGAAAUUCAACCCUCCAGCGUCUCCCCAUUUUGGUGGCAAGUGGGAGGCUGGCAUUAAAUCAGUAAAGACUCACCUUCGGAAAGUAGUUGGAUCAUCGUUACUCACUUAUGAGGAGUUUAGCACAGUUCUAAUUCAAAUUGAGGCGGUUUUAAAUUCACGUCCUCUGAGUGCAAUGUCUGAUGACUCAAAUAGCUACGAAGUUCUAACACCAGCUCAUUUUCUGAUCGGAGAAGCAUUAACAGUUGUUCCGCACCCUUCAAUUUUAACAGAAAAUAUUAAUCGACUAAACCGGUGGCAACUGCUUCGCCGCAUGGUUGAGGACUUUUGGACAAAAUGGCAAAAAUUUUACUUGCAAUCUGUAAAUGUAAGAACUAAAUGGUUUGAUGAACAAAAUAUACCUAUCGUGGGACAAUUGGUGUUAGUAAAGGAUGAACGACUACCUCCAUCUAAAUGGAUGCUUGCAAGAAUUGUUGAACUUCAUCCUGGGGUUGAUGGUCACGUUCGAGUGGCAACAAUAAAAACUCCAACUACUACCUUGAUUCGUCCUAUAAUUAAACUAAGUGUACUUCCAGUUGAUAAUUCAUUAUAA
Messenger RNA from Onthophagus taurus, 624 nucleotides. The record is from RefSeq and is a predicted model, not a curated record. NCBI's taxonomy places the organism in Eukaryota, Metazoa, Arthropoda, Insecta, Coleoptera, Scarabaeidae.